AUGGAGAGUAUAAAGGAAGCAAUGAAAGCAGCAGUAGCGUCCAUACUGAAGGAAGAAGGAUUUACCUCCGUGGAAAGCAAGGGGAUGGAUAUUCUCACAGAAGCAUUGCUAAACUACACAGUCUACACAGGAAAUAGGCUGAAGAGACAGGCUGAAAUGAGCAGAAGAACACUUCCCACUCUUGUGGACGCUUCAAUCAUCAUACAGGAAAUAAACAGCCAGAAUCUUGACCAAAGCACCCGCCAAGAGAGCAAACACCACAGAAAUAACCACAGUGCUACGAAUAGCAGCUACAAUGGAGUUUCUCUUGGUGACUUAUUAAACCUAUACAAUACGAGCAAAAAGAUAGACCCGAUUAAGAUAGUAAUGCAGGAGACAGAAGAUGCCGCAGACUGCGAGUUUGCAAGUGAUGCCUGCACGUACGUAGACUAUCCCCAGAACUACUACGAGUUCUUCCCCAAGUUUCCUCCUGCCCACACCUUCAAGAACAGCUCAAUAAAGAGAAAAAUAACAGACGACAGAGCACAGAAAGCCAGGCUAAGAAACGAACAAACAAAAAAGGUGGUAGAGAACCUAUUCACCAUAAUGGCAAAGAGCGGCAAGUCUCCUAAAUACGCCAACUACCUGCUAUGA
Messenger RNA from Nematocida minor, 633 nucleotides. Its product is annotated as transcription initiation factor TFIID subunit 8. NCBI's taxonomy places the organism in Eukaryota, Fungi, Microsporidia. Gene Ontology annotation, cellular component: transcription factor TFIID complex. Gene Ontology annotation, biological process: transcription initiation at RNA polymerase II promoter. The transcript has a single exon. Gene Ontology annotation, molecular function: protein heterodimerization activity. The record is from RefSeq and is a predicted model, not a curated record. The coding region runs from base 1 to 633 and encodes 210 amino acids.